GGAGACAAUUUUACAAAACAUUAAACAUGAAGUACUCGAAGGACCUGAUCAUCGCAUGCGUGCUAAUUGGUUUGGUUGUGCGCAGUCAUGCUGCACCAUCUUCAAGGAGAUCGCGAGCGGCAGCACUGCCAGAAGCAACGAGUGGCCGCCAGAGCAAGCUAACAGAAGAAUACAAAGAAGAUGGCACUACGGCAUCGCCUGCACCACCUACAAACAGGAGGAACAAAGCGUUGAAUCUCUUUGGUUACUUCCCAUCCUUUCUGUCAUCGGGUCUAGAUUAUAACGAAGAUGAUGACGAUGACGUCACUUUUGCCGUCAACGACGACCAUUUCGAUGAUGACGAUUUGUCCAGAACCAUCCCUUCAAGACGCCGACAGCAGAAUAAGAAGAAAAACGGCAACGGGGACAAUUAUCAAAACGAUAACUUAAAUUCACUGCAAUACGACAACUCCCCCAUUUUCUACAUCAGACUGCCUCCGACUCCGUAUAUGUUCGUACCCGGUCUCGGUUACGUUUCUCAGCCUCCUAACCUAGGGCCUCCUAUGCCUCAGAGUAUGCCUCAAGUGGAUCCGUUCAUAAACCUGCCUUUAGAUUUCGUGUCAAACGGGAAGCCUACAGGCGUGUACCAAUGGAGCAGCAAUGGUGGGUAUCCUCAAAUGACUCAGGUACCACAAAUGCCUCAGAUGCCUCAAAUGGAUCCAUUCGGCUACGGCGGGCAGCCGAUGAUGCAGCCAAUGCAGAGGCCUAGCUACAACAACGUGCCUUCCUACUCCAAGCCGAAGCCAAAACCGGCGCCUACUAAUUCUAAAGUCACUAAUCUUAAAGGUCAAUACGUUUUCAAUGGAAAACCUAAUGACAGCGUCUACGUUUUGCGAGACACGUAUAACUCCAUAUACUCUGAUGCGCUCCAGAACUUUUAUCCUUAAAGAUAAUCUGGUAUAGCUAGGAAGUGUUAAGCUGGCUCGUAUCGAGCUGAACGUAUUUUCAAACAAAUGCAAUGAAAUGUGUAAAGUCAUUACGACUUUUGGUGAAGUUAAUUGAGAGCGCAAUGUCCAGUCAACGCAUUACAAAUCCGGUUUCAUGAUAAGCAUCAGAGAGUGGAUUAAAUUUUUGUAGUAGGUUGCUUUACAAAUCAUAAUACUAAUAAAAUGAAUUGAAAAUUUAAAUCGGUGGUUCUUUUUCAUAAACAAUUGUCAUAAAUGUAGCGACUGCCAAUGCUAAUGAAAUAUCAGCAUUUUAUUAUUGACUUUUUAGUGAAUAAUUAUUAAUUAGCGAGGUGUCGCUUGGUUGGGAAAAUAUUUUUAUAGAACCGCCGAUUUAAAUCAACGUACAGAG
This is a messenger RNA of Cydia strobilella, 1335 nucleotides long. RefSeq lists its product as uncharacterized. NCBI's taxonomy places the organism in Eukaryota, Metazoa, Arthropoda, Insecta, Lepidoptera, Tortricidae. The transcript is spliced from 2 exons. Bases 27 to 926 code for a protein of 299 amino acids. The record is from RefSeq and is a predicted model, not a curated record.